AUGUUAAAUUCAAUUUUUCGUGGCCUUUUGGGCACAGAGGAGGCUCCUACAAAAGUCAUAGAGGUGCGGUCAGAUAACUACAUUUCAAGGCCGAUUCAUUAUCGUGAGGACUCGAUCUUAUUGUAUGGGCCUAAAUCUCCCUCUGAUGGCAAGAACACGAAGGACAAAUACUUCGAAAUAGUACUCCACAAGCCUUUUACUGAGAGCUUACAUCAGAUGUACAGUUUGUGUCGAGCUAAAACAUUAGAGGAGGCUGAGGAGAAAUUCAUAGUUUAUAAAGAAAGAAUACCAAUAUUUAUUAAAAUCACUAAAGAGUGCACAGUGGCAAUUCUUCAGAAACUAUGCGACACAUUAUCACAGCACCAAUCAUGGACAAUCGCUCACAUGAUGGCCCACUUUGGCCUGAGUGAGCAGUUCAACGACCCUGAAGUUCAGAAACAUAUUGAUGAUAUUGAUCCUUUAACUGGAGCUUCACCUUUGAUGGUGGCUGUAAAAUCAUGCAAUGUGCGCAUGGUUCAGAGUUUAGUCUCGCUGCAUUGUUCCCUAGAUGUCAUCGACCUUGAAGGCAACACGGUGUUCCACUACGCAGCUGCUAGCAACAAAGAAAUUAUUAACGCCUUAGCUAGCAAGAGUCCAUCAUCGCUAAACGUGUACAAUAAGCAAGGGUACACGCCGCUACACACAGCAUGUUUAGCGGAUGCACCAGAUUGCGUGCGCGCCCUCAUGUUAGCGGGCGCAGACGUUAAUCUAACCGCAGCCAAGAGGUCUACUAGUCUUCUACCAGGUAUAGUCGGCGAUCUCCUUCAAGACAACCAGCCCAAAUUGUAUCAGCAAGACAUGAAACAUGGAGGUACACCGCUCCACUGGGCAAUCUCCCGCGAAGUAGUCGUAGCUCUGGUCGACAAAAACUGUGAUAUAAAUGCUCUCAACUUCGAUGGGAGGACGGCACUUCACAUUAUGGUUUUACGAGGCCGUUUAGAAUGUGCCAUGGCCCUAUUAUCUAGAGGAGCUGAACAUUCCAUUGGAGAUAAUGAAGGAAACACUCCAUUGCAUCUAGCAGUUAAGCAACCGAAUAUAGCAAUAGUCCAAGCUUUGAUCGUGUUCGGAGCCAAUUUGGAAGCGAAGAACAAUAUGGGGAACACACCAAGACAUACGUUGCCUACUGAAUUGUCGAACAGCAAUUAUGAUAAAAUAUUGUAUGUUUUACAUGCGGUUGGCGCUAAAAGAUGCGCCCCAGAAAUAUCAGGCUGUAGAUCAAGUUGUUCGGCUCGUGGUGAUUACAACGGUGUUCCACCUCCUCCCGUAGCCAGGAGUUCUACACGAGACCUCGUAAGCCAAAUGUUGUCCGUAGCAGCAAUGGAAAGAGCUGCUUGUUAUGAUACUAGCCAAAAACAGGGACGAUUACUCUGCCUAGAUGGAGGUGGUAUUCGAGGCCUAGUCCUAGUCCAGGUACUCCUUAGUCUUGAAGAAGCUGUUGGCAGACCUAUCGUGGAGUGCUUCGACUGGGUGGCUGGUACCAGUACUGGUGGCAUACUGGCUUUGGGCUUGGCCAGUGGAAAGUCUUUAAGAGAAUGCCAGAGAGUCUAUUUUAGAUUGAAAGAGUGCGCUUUCAUCGGCAUGAGGCCAUAUCCUUCGGAGGCUUUGGAGACUAUUCUAAAGGAUUGUUUAGGCACAGAAACAGUAAUGUCGGACAUAAAACAUCCAAAAUUAAUGAUAUUGGCGCUUCUGGCUGAUCGGAAACCUGUGGACCUACAUCUAUUUAGAAACUAUAAGUCUGCCCAGGACAUCCUUGAUGAACAUAAUGGAACUACAAGUCCUCACGCAGAAGCAGGCGACCAAGCAUCAGUGGUGUCACUAGCGCAGCCUCCGCCCCCGUCCGAGCAGCUAGUGUGGCAGGCGGCGCGCGCUACUGGAGCCGCGCCCUCAUACUUUAGGGCUUCGGGCAGAUACUUGGAUGGUGGUUUAAUGGGGAACAACCCGACAUUAGAUGUUUUAACAGAGCUGACGGAGCUGAACCUAGCGUUACGAGCUACAGGGCAACACGAGGAGGCUAAGAAAACCAACCUUAAAGUAGUUGUGUCAUGUGGCACAGGUUUAAUUCCAGUAUCGAAGUUAAAAGAUAUAGACGUGUUCAAGCCGGAGAGUUUGUGGGACACGGCCAGGCUUGCAUGGGGACUGUCUGCUAUCGGCGGCCUUCUUGUAGAUCAGGCGACACAAUCAGAUGGUCGUGUAGUAGACCGAGCACGAGCGUGGUGUAGUGCAGUCGGAGUGCCCUACUACCGGUUCUGUCCACAAAUGUCGAAAGACGUCGCUAUGGACGAGAAGAACGAUGAAAUCUUAGUCACUAUGCUAUGGGAAGCGCAAAUGUAUAUGUAUUCGCAUCGAGAUCGAGUCGCUGAGUUAGCUGCGUUGCUUAACGAUCAUGAACCAAUGAAAACAAAUUGA
This is a messenger RNA of Spodoptera littoralis (African cotton leafworm), 2445 nucleotides long. NCBI's taxonomy places the organism in Eukaryota, Metazoa, Arthropoda, Insecta, Lepidoptera, Noctuidae. The record is from the annotation of a GenBank genome assembly.